AAGAAGUAGUAGGGGGCGCUAAUGCGCCUUUGAGAUGAGCUGCCAACCGCGAUUAACCCUGAAAGAAGAAGAAUCUCACGCGUCUGUGAUUCGACUGAAGAAAGAUCCUUGUAACACACUAUUAUAAAGAUGGCAUUUAUUAAAGAGGAUAGUGAAGACAUGAAGAUUGAAGAAACAUUCAGAGUCAAACAUGAAGAUACUGAGGAACAAACAAAGAUGGAGUUUAUUAAAGAGGAGAGUGAAGACAUGAAGAUUGAAGAAACAUUCAGUCUCAAUCAUGAAGAUAAUGAGGAACAAACGAAGAUGGAGUUUAUUAAAGAGGAGAGUGAAGACAUAAAGAUUGAAGAAACAUUUAGAGUCAAACAUGAAGAAACUGGGGAACAAACAGACCUGAUGACACGGAAAGAGGGGAGUCAAGAAUUCGUUGAAAAGGAAGAUAAUAUUCAACAUGAGAAAUAUCAUUUCAUGACUGGAGAAAAAUCAUUUAGUAACUCACCUACAGAAAAGACUCAAAAAAGAGCUCAAAAGACAGUAGAUAUAAGUUAUUUCACCUGCCAACAGUGUGGGAUAAGAUUCGCCAGAAAAGAUCAUCUUGAAGUCCACAUGAGAGUUCAUACUGGAGAGAAACCUUUCACCUGCCAACAAUGUGGAAAGAGUUUCACUCACAAAAAAAACCUUAGACGCCACAUGAGAAGUCAUACUGGAGAGAAACCUUUCACCUGCCAACAAUGUGGAAAGAGUUUCACUCACAAAGGAAACCAUGGAAAACACAUGAGAGUUCAUACUGGAGAGAAGCCUUUCACCUGCCAACAGUGUGGAAAGAGCUUCAUUCAAAAAUCAAACCUUAUAGACCACAUGAGAAUUCACACUGGAGAGAAACCUUACACAUGCCAACAAUGUGGAAAGAGUUAUACACAAAAACGAACCCUCGUUUUACACAUGAGAAUUCACACGGGAGAAAAACCUUUCUCCUGCAAACUGUGUGGAAAGAGCUUCAUUCAAAAACCAAACCUUAGAGACCACAUGAGAAUUCACACUGGAGAGAAACCUUACACAUGCCAACAAUGUGGAAAGAGUUUCACUCACAAAGGAAACCAUGAAAAACACACGAGAAUUCAUACUGGAGAGAAACCUUACACAUGCCAACAAUGUGGAAGGAGUUUUACACAAAAAGGAACCCUCGUUAACCACAUGAAAAUUCACACGAGAGAGCAACCUUUCUCCUGCAAACUGUGUGGAAAGAGUUUCAAUCAAAUACGAGCCCUCCUUAACCACAUGAGAAUUCACACUGGAGAGAACCCAUGAGUUUUGAAAAUAAAGUAGCUUUAUUUAUUACAGCAGGUCACACAUUCCUGCAUGUUCUAAUUUUGUGUGUCCCCCAAAAAAGUUUUACAUGCAUCUAAGGUAGGGGUGGUAAUUAUGAGCUAAAAUUCUUAUCACAAUAUUUAACACUGUCCAGGUGAUAUCAUUAUUACAAGUGCUGGUCAUAUAUAUGUCAUACAUAUGUGUGACGCUUCUGACGCUGUCUGUUGUUCAAGAGUGGCUUGACACAAGCAAAGCGACAGCUGAAACACGUCUUGUAUACGUCUGUGUGUAGUGGUUCUUGAAGCACUGACUCCAGCUGUGGUCCACUCUGUGUGAAUCUCCCCCAAAUUUUUGAAUGGGUUUUGUUUCACAAUCCUCUCCAGGAUGCGGUUAUCCCUAUUGCUUGUACACUUUUUUUCUACCACAUCUUUUCCUUCCCUUCACCUCUCUAUUAAUGUGCUUGGACACAGAGGUCUGUGAACAGCCAGCCUCUUUUGCAAUGACCUUUUGUGUCUUGCCCUCCCUUGUGCAAGGUGUCAAUUGUCGUCUUUUGGACAACUGUCAAGUCAGCAGUCUUCUCCAUGAUUGUUUAGCCUAGAGAACUAGACUGAGAGACCAUUUAAAGGCUUUGCACAUGUUAGGAGUUAAUUAACUGAUUAGAGUGUGGCACCAGGUGUAUUCAAUAUUGAACCUUUUCACAAUAUUCAAAUUUUCUGAGACACUGAAUUUGGGAUUUUCCUUAGUUGUCAGUUAUAAACAUCAAAAUUAAAAGAAAUAAACAUUUGACAUAUCAGCCUGUGUGUAAUGAAUGAAUAUAAUAUACAAGUUUAACUUUUUGAAUGGAAUCAGUUAAAUCUUUUUGAUGAUAUUCUUAUUAUAUGACCAGCACCUGUACAUGGGGUGUGUGAUAUGGCGAUUUUUGAAUGUGGAUAAAAAUGUCUCCUCAAUCUGCUUUUGAAGAAAUAGCAUAGUUUAAUGCUGCAGCGCACAUUCUAUCAGCUGCAGUCCUGGUACCUCCAUCAUAUACUGUAAAACACCACAUGCAUUCACAGCAGUGUUAACUCGGUGCUAGAGUUACUCUCACAGGAGUUAAUCUCAUUUUUUGCAUGUGCUUUUAAAUGCUUCAUUCACACACUGGUCUGACCUCUGCCUUUUCUGAGCACUGUAUACUCCCGGAGUGCGUGCAUUAAAGCCUGUCAAACAGUGCCUGAUUAUUGAUAUUGAUAUGAACUAAGUUAUCUUUUGCACUAAUAUUGUCGAAACACAAGAGGUUUACAUGUAAAGUUAAUGGUUUAGAGAAAAACAUAUACGUGCCUGCAUAUUAGAUGCAUGCAGGUCUUAAAGGAACAGUAGACCUAUUAAAGAUGUAGUCAACUGUCAUUAGGGAUAGUUCACCCUAAAAUUUAAUUUUUGUAAUUAUUUACUGAGUAAUGUUUCACAAACCUGUUAUAUUUUAACAUUCACAUUGAUAAAACAAAUGAUGCAUUAAGACUUGCGUUUACUAAUAAGCUAUUGAGCAAAUGUCCCCGUGCCCACUCAUCAUUUUAAUCAUACACUAGAUUUAAUUAUAUCUCAUGGAAUCGAUCUUACUGAUAUAGAUAUUGUACCUCAAAGUGAUUAUGUUAAUGACCAUUUUCCUGUAUCGUGCAUGCUGCGUAUCACUGAUAUUAACUAUAUGGUUCAGCAUUACCAUCUGGGCAGGACUAUUGUUCCAGCCUCAAAAGACAGAUUCACAAAUAACCUGCCUGAUUUAUGUCAAAUGCUCUGUGAACCCUAAAUUACACAAACUAAACAAAAUGACUGGCAACAUGGGUACUAUCUAUAGCCUCCAUCAAAUUGAAAAAGGUUAGAGAAAAAAUGUACUGUGCCAUGGUAUAACAGUAAUACUCGCUCUCUCAAGAAAGAAACUUGUAGUCUUGAGCGCAAAUGGAGAAAAAACUAGUUUUUAGAAUUGUGUGGAAAAACAGCAUGUCCAGCUAUAGACAGGCUCUAAAAACUUUUAUCCACAAACUCAUUGAAAAUAACCAAAACAAUCCAAGGUUUUUAUUUAGCACAGUGGCUAAAUUAACAAAUAACCAGAUUCCACCUGAUUUAAAUAUUGUCAACAUUAAAUAGUAAAGACUUUAUGAAUUUCUUCACUGAUAAAAUAGAUAACGUUAGAAAUACAAUAGCAAUAACAUUGUAGGGCUGUCAACGAAUAUUCUAUAUUUGAAUAUAUAUUCGAAUAGUUUAAAAAAAAACUAAUUUCGAAGGUGAAAAUUAAUAUUCGAAUAAAAAAAAUAGGGGAAAAAAUGCCCGCGGUAGUAGAGGCGUGGUUGGUCUGCUUUGCGAGUGGGCGCGUUAGCACGCCUGAGGGUUCAGGGACAGGUCACGAGUCUCCCUGUCUGGCACAGCGUCACUAGACUCACUACUGAAAGUUGACGCAUCUUGCAGGAAGAUGGCAGAACGUGCAGAGCCCAACUCGACCGCAGCAGAGAAGGUGAUUUUAACCCCCCAAAAUCUAAAAAGCCAUGUCUGGAAGUACUUUGGAUUUUGGUCGGUAGGAGGUAAAAUUAUUGAGCCGCGAGAAAGAGUUGUAUGCAAGUUAUGUAAAACACAGUUAGCAUACAAUUCGACCACUAGAAACAUGAGGUCACAUCUCGAAAAUGUCUCAUGUCUCGUUCAUUUCUAAGGACAUGAGACCGAUCAGUGUCGUUGAUGGGGAGGCUUCAAGCAAUGGAACUGAGGUACCAUAUCCCUAGCCGUGGAACAGUCACCAAUAGAAUUGUAGAAGUGUAUAACAGCACCUCAGACAAAAUAAAGGAAUCAAUGAAAGACAAAGACGUGGCUCUUACAACGGAUGGGUGGACAUCCGUAGCGACAGUAUCCUAUGUUACAGCAACGGCCCGUUGGAUAAAUUAUGAAUGGGAAAUGCUUAACAAUGUGCUAAAAACAAAAGAGCUUAAAGGUCCUAUGACAUGAAAAUUUCACUUUCUGAGGUUUUUUAAGUUUAAUAUGAGUACCCCUAGCCUGUAUAUGGUCCCCAAGUUUCUAGAAAUUUGAAUCAGUGGAAAUUGAGAUUUUCUAUCUUUCUCUGCCUUUGAGAAAAUGGAAGCUCAAACGGGCUGAUCUUGAAUCUCCUCGUUGUGACGUUGCAACAAGAAUUGUUACCUCCCCUUUCUCUGCUUUGCCCGCCCAAAUAUUUUCAUAUAAUUCAGUCAACACAGGCGUUUCAAACAGACUUUUAUGAUAUGGAUUCGACAGCACCGGCACAAACAGUGAGUAACAGUGUUCAUUAAUGCCUGAUCUGUGAUCAGUGAUUUCUGAUGUGUAGCUAAUCAUCCAAGUUCACACAGACUUUCUUUCUAAAUCGUUUAAUACUGUUUAUGCAUCAGUGAAUCAAGCCAGUGACUAAACGAUCAACUUCACGUUGUUUCUCUUAGUAGCAUGAAACAAAUCUGUUAUUUAAAUUGUGAUUUAACUACAGAGAGCGAUCAAAGAACUCUCGCUUUUUUCCGGAGCUGUUACACAUCGCGAGUAUAUCUGCACACUUGCCCAAACUGCCGUUACAAUGAAUGAUGCUGUUAUGCUGCACAACGGAGCUCUUACUGUAUUCAUGUGUUUGCUGUUAGCUGUGGUGAAAGCAUUUUGAGAGAAAACGUGUUGCAAUAACGACGAGAUCACUGCAUCCACGCGAUAAACAGACUCUGUCUACUCAAUACUCAUCACUGCAGCCUUUCAUGUGAUGGGGAAAAGAUCGAAAAAAUAAUUAUAUAAUCAACAAAUCCACGAUUCGUUAAU
Carassius gibelio (silver crucian carp) is the source of this 5085-nucleotide messenger RNA. RefSeq names its product gastrula zinc finger protein XlCGF8.2DB-like. The coding region runs from base 130 to 1305 and encodes 391 amino acids. The transcript is spliced from 3 exons. Gene Ontology annotation, cellular component: nucleus. The record is from RefSeq and is a predicted model, not a curated record. Gene Ontology annotation, biological process: regulation of transcription by RNA polymerase II. NCBI's taxonomy places the organism in Eukaryota, Metazoa, Chordata, Actinopteri, Cypriniformes, Cyprinidae. Gene Ontology annotation, molecular function: DNA-binding transcription factor activity, RNA polymerase II-specific; RNA polymerase II cis-regulatory region sequence-specific DNA binding.